Messenger RNA from Kluyveromyces marxianus DMKU3-1042, 1869 nucleotides. RefSeq names its product spindle pole body-associated protein CIK1 (gene CIK1). The transcript has a single exon. NCBI's taxonomy places the organism in Eukaryota, Fungi, Ascomycota, Saccharomycetes, Saccharomycetales, Saccharomycetaceae. Gene Ontology annotation, molecular function: microtubule binding. Bases 1 to 1869 code for a protein of 622 amino acids. The record is from RefSeq and is a predicted model, not a curated record.
AUGCAUGAGAGUAGAAUUCCUUCUAUAAAUUCAGGGAAACGGCAGAGGCCGUUCUCGUCAGCUUCCCUACCAGAUGAAGAUAGACUCCCUGAAAUACAUGUUACCAAGAAAAGGCAUUCGGCUUUGGCGAACAUUACAAACGUCGUUAUGAGCAGCGGUGUGACGAGUAUGGCUAGUAAAUCUAGCAUGAAGGCGGAACCUUUCUCAUCACCGUACCAGUCGCAGCGCCAGAGCACGAAUAUGAGGUUGUUGAAUAAGUAUUUUUACGGGGAUCCGACUGUUAUAGAAGAGGUGAAAAAACGAGAAAGAAAGGUAUUGAAAGAUAUUCACAUAUCUUCGAAUCAAAUUAAGGAAGUCGAUGCCGAACUCGAGAAUCUAAACAAUAACAUUAUUCCUCAGUUGAAGUACGAUUUAAACAAAAAGUCUAAUAUAUUCCGACAUAUGAAACAGGACACAUUGUCAAUGCAAGAACAGUUAUACCAGCUGAAUAAUGACUGUGAUCUAAAGAAGAAAAACCACGAAUUGAUGCUUAACAACUUAAGUCUGAAGCAUUCUGUGAAUAUGCAAGAUAUGAUGAAUUAUUGGCAUCAGAAAAUAUCGGAAAAAAGACAUGACUGGGAACUCAAAAUACAAAAACUCAAGCAAACGGAACCUGAUCCAGCUGUUCUAAACGAUAUUAAAAUGCUAAAGGCGGAAAAACAGGAAAGAGAAAAAACCUUACAAGAAUUGAAGAAUGCAAACGAGUCCGAGUUGCAAGAUCAUGAAAAUAAGUUGAAAACAGAGUUUGAACAAUUCAAACAAGAAAAGAAAAAACCACUGGCGAAGUCCAUAUCAGAGAAUAAGAAACUCAACAGUGAGCUGAACGAAUUGAUAGAAAAGAAGAAGAGCUUACUGAGAAAAAUAGAUGACAAAAUUAAUGAAGAAAACUCACUGCGUGAAGCCAUUAAGGAAAGGAAUCUGGCAUUGAAAGCUUUAAAUGACUCUAUAGAGCCGAUAGAGCAUGAAUUAAGCCAUCUCCAGUUGAAGUUUAGAUCAGAAAAAGAGAUAACAGAUGCCAUAAAAUCCCAGGCGAAACAAGCAGAAACUGAAUAUACCAAACAAUAUGAUAGAAUGGAACAAGAACAAUUGCAGAGAAGAAUACUAGAAAAUACCAUAGAUGAUUUAGACGGGCAUAUCAGGUGCUUCGCAUAUAUCAACUGCAAUGACCAUGAUGAAUAUGAAGUGGAUUAUAUGAACAAGUGCAUCAUCGGAGAUCACGACACUUUUUAUUUCAACAGAGUUCUGCCCAGAGAUUUGGUAUCCCCAUUAGCAUUAUUCAGUAGCGAAUGUUUCACCUUUAUUGACUCCAGCUUGAAGGGCGGGAAGAGCUGUAAUAUUAUAUCGAUAAAUGAUGAUUUAAGGAAACAAUUUCUUGAGACUAUUCAACAAAAGUAUCCCAACCUAAAAAUCCUGGUACAAAUGGUAGUUUUGAACGACGAUGAUUCUUCGAAGGAUUUGUUGAAUUUGGAAGACAGUGACUUAUCAGCUGUCAUUGAAGAAAAAUGCAUAGACUUUCAUGCGCGUAGAUUACCGAUUACAGAGGUUGAUGGUUAUAUGGUAUCGGAUUUCAACGGUAUUCAUGUCACAAAAUUUGAAAUAUUUAGAGAUGAACAUAACUUUGAAAGCAUAUUCUUCAUUCAGGCGCCAAAACAAGAGGUGGAUAAACUUAAUGUCAUUAGAACAUCUAAGCUGAAAGGUACACCUGUUUCCACCUUCUUGCAGUCACUUUUAUCAAGACUCCAGUCUUUGAUUGUCUUCAAUUUUGAUACCUUAGAUUCAUCGUUAUUACAAUUAUCACAAACUUUACAUAAGCUACCAAAUCCGAAAUAG